CGUCAGACGACACCCAACUUCGCCCUAUCACUUGAGUCGUCUUCUUGCCCGUCAACCAAAUACGACACACGCCCCCUAUCAUGGCCCAGGAGGGAGAUAGCUGGACAUAUCGCCGGGAGCAAAGAUGGCUCUGUUACAGAUAUCAUGUAUACCACACAUUCGGGACACACCUGGAGGAAAGGGAUCGCAAUUUGGACCAGUUCAGACGCUUCUGUGUCCCCCGGCCUGGACAGUACCCCGGAGUCGAGAAGAGCUUCCGGGUCGCGCCAACACCCGCCUUUACCUACGGACCUCACCGAUCCCAGCGCCGCAAGACGGCAAGAGUCUCAACAGCUCUUCGGAAGCUCAAGCAGGACCUCAAGCCUCUGACUGGCGUUCGGUUUGCCAAGGUCCUCGGGUGGGGAGGGAACGGAUUGGCUGCGCUGUUCUUCAGCGAGGACCGGAGGACUUCUUACCGGCGGCAAUACUUCGUCGUGAAAGUCGACAUCGCAGGUGGAGGAGGGGACAGCUCGGGUUCCUCUGGCUCGAGUAGCAGCGAAUGGAUCCAGCGCGAGCUGCGGAUCCAAUCGGCAAGUCUAUGUCCUUCCAUAGUAUUUAAUAAUGGCGUGCUGACCACCAACAAAACAAAUAGGUUUCAAGACGCGAUGCACAUCGUCCAGUUGGCCGGGCUCCCUAGACCAAUGCCGCCGCUCCGAUCCCGCCGGAUCCGAGCACAACAAGGCGGGCAGGGGAGUCAAGCGCCUGCUCAACCUCCCGUGCAUGUCGACACCGAGGGCUUGAUAAUCCUCGAGUACCUGAUGUGCGGAAGCUUGCACAAGGCCCUGUCCAAGGCGACCGAGGCGAAGCAGCACUUCCCCAACCGCGUGCUCUGGCACAUGUUCCACUGCCUCGUCCAAUCCUGCGUGGCAAUGGCAUACGCGCCUACAGAGAACGGUCAUCUGUACAACGGAAUGCAGCCGCCCUUCAUGGAACGCAUCAACCCCCAGGAGAGGAAGAGGGACUUCGUCCACUUCGACAUUGUUCCCAAUAACAUCCUUGUCGGUGACCCUGGUCGUGAUCCAGACCAUCCGCUGCUGCCCGUUCUUAAGAUGGGCGAUUUCGGCCUUGGCAGAACCGUCACGCGGCGGCAUUACGUGCAAGACGACUUGCCCUGGUACUAUCGCACCUUGGGCAAAUUCGGCUACUUUACACCGGAGCAGUUCAGCGCCGAAUGGGACUACAUCCCGCUCGGCCGUGGUCCCUUGUCCCUGGCAGAGCCUUGGUCGGUCGCAGGGAAGUAUUUCUGGACCCACAACCUCUUUCAGAUAGGACUUGUCAUGACCAGAACGUACCCGCUGGUGCCUCCCCAUCCGCAGCGGAUGUGGGUCAUGCCGGAGGACGACGACCGCGACGGUGGCGACGAGGACAGGCAACGAAGAGUGAAAAGGAUGCAGACGAAGGAGCCGUUCCACCACCAGAGGCGCGCGGACUCCGCCGAGGAGACGUACGCAGCACGGGCCCAAGACGAUGCGGAACCGCAGAGGAGGGAAGACAAUGCCCCGAUCGUCAACGACUCGGAGUACGACUCUCACGACGAUAGGAAAUGCGUAUGGUCGUACGGCGCCUACCUGCUUAAGGAUCAGAAGCUCCGCGAGCGGGGGGUUGAUCCCUAUAUGCGGACGUUAGUGGCGCGCUGCCUGUGUGAUCAGCCGCAAGACAGGCCGCGUCUUGCGUGGCUGAAGAUGGUGAUCGGGAAUCGCAUACGGGAUGGCAGGUGGCCAGCUGCGGAAGAUGACCACAGGAUAAGGGAGUGGAUGGAGAAGAUAAAGUGGUGAUCCCGUGAAUACAGGCAGAGUGAACUGCUGGGUAUAUAUAAGAAGAAGAGGGUUUGAUAAGUGGAAGCUGCGUAGACUUAACACAGUUUGCCACAACUUACCGCUAGAUUGGGAUUUAUCAGCAGGCCACGGUGCCAGUCACAAGUCUAUCACAGCCACAAUUCAGG
Messenger RNA from Chaetomium strumarium, 1981 nucleotides. RefSeq lists its product as uncharacterized. Gene Ontology annotation, molecular function: protein kinase activity; ATP binding. Gene Ontology annotation, biological process: protein phosphorylation. The transcript is spliced from 7 exons. Lineage: Eukaryota; Fungi; Ascomycota; Sordariomycetes; Sordariales; Chaetomiaceae. The record is from RefSeq and is a predicted model, not a curated record. Bases 81 to 1814 code for a protein of 577 amino acids.